AUGGGUUCUACUAGCCCAGAAAACUCGACAGUGUUGCGUUUACUCGACUCCAUUCAUGCUCAAGAUCCCGAGACGCUUUACUGUCUUCAUCCAGUCUCCCCUGAAGUUCACGAUGGAUGGGUUAAUAUCACCAUUGCUGACCUGGCUGCCGCAAUCAACCGUCUCGCGCUCUGGAUUCACGAAAAUGUGGCCUCGGCCGAUGAACCCCAACCUUUGGCCUAUAUGGGUGCUGUUCUUCUGUCCUCAAGAAACUCGGAACAAGCAUCCAGCCACGUCCUCGAUGCUGUGAACUGUUCUAAAUUCGUUUACACGUCCGAGAGAAGUAGACAGGUUGAUGAAAUCAAGGCAGCCAACACGUCGUUGCAAUCAUGGCUCGCGCCAGACCUCUGGGAUGUAUUUGACCGUCAACCCACAGCACCGGUGCCUGUCAUCAAAGAACCCGCAGAAGACCCGGAAGAUAGGGUGGCGGUCUACAUCCAUAGUUCCGGAACCACUGGUAUGCCCAAGCCUGUCCCGAUGACAAAUGGGUAUUUGAUCGCCCUGCAGCAAAUUUGCGAGCUGCCCACUCCCGAAAAUCGGGUUGGCAGCAUAGCUGCAGUUGCAGAGAGAGGCAAGCGGGUCCUUGCCGUCAGCCCAUUCUUCCAUCUUAUGGGGAUACUCAACAUGAUGGUCCCAAUUAUUUCGGCGACACCAUUUGUCUUGACCCACGAAAAGCCCUUGGCGGUCGACUAUCUCGCUGAAGUCAUCAAGCACGGGCAGCCCAAGACUGCCAUCUUGGCACCAUCCAUGCUUGAGGAGCUCUGCGCAUCUGAGCUGGGCGUGGAAUGCCUGAAGACAUUUGACAUGCUUACCUUUGGCGGUGCGCCCUUGGCUCGCGAAGCCGGCGAUCGCAUUGCUGAGGUCGUCCAUCUGCAGUCAGUGAUUGGGUCUAGCGAAUGUGCUAUUUUCGGCGCCUUGAAGUAUCAAGAGAAAGAUGAGUGGCCGUAUCUCGAGUUCAAUCCCUUUGCUGGAUAUGAAAUGCGUGAUGCGGGAGAUGGGUGUUACGAGCUUGUUGUGGUGCGCAGUGAGAAGGGUCGCACCCUACAUGCCGUGUUCCAUACUUAUCCGGAGAAGACGGAAUAUUGCACUGGGGACCUCUUUACUCCUCACCCGGACAAGAAAGGCCUCUGGCUGUAUGCCGGACGGCGUGACGAUGUGAUUGUUUUGAGCAACGGUGAAAAGUUCAACCCAAUCAAUAUGGAGGAGAUUAUCUCUGGUCAUCCUCUUGUUGCUCGAGCAGUCGUUGUCGGUCAAGGCCGCUUUCAAUCUGGUGUUUUGGUUGAGCCUAACUGGGAGUCGUGGAAUGGCGAACCGAGUGCAUUGAUUGAAGACAUCUGGCCACAUGUGAAGAAAGCGAAUGAAUCCGCUCCUGCUCACGCUCAGAUAAUGAAGGAUCGUGUCGCCGUCGCCUCUCCAUCAAAGCCGUUCCAGUUGACGGCCAAGGGCACUAUCAAGCGGCGAAUGAUUGUCAAUGACUACGCAUGUGAGAUUGAUGCCUUGUACGCCGACGCCGACCAGGUUGAUGCGGCCCAGAUUCCUAGGGAUGCCACUUGCUCUGAGAUCUCUACCUACGUGUCUUCAGUCCUGUGCGAGAUCCUGGAGGUAUCAGCUUUUGAUGAACAUGUAGACAUUUUUGCGGGCGGACUUGAUUCACUUCAGACGCUGCGCCUGGGUCAAAUCCUGCAGGCCUCUCUGAGAUCUGCUCGUCCCGACUUGGGAGCAGCAUUCAGCAGCCCACAGCUAUAUUCGCUACCGACAGUUAGUCAACUUACUGAGUAUAUCUACGGUAUCCUUCAGGGCCAAGAUACGGCACCUGCUACCGCAGUGGUUGAAACUGACAGCGACCGAGAAACAAGAAUUGCCGAUCUAGUCGCGAAAUACACCGAGGGAUUCGGUCAGAAUCAUGCUGUCAUCCUCACUGGUUCAACUGGCUCUCUCGGCUCCUACUUGCUAUCCGAGCUUCUGGGCGAUUUCAGCGUCACAAAGAUCUACUGUCUCAAUCGGUCAGCAGAUGCCGCUACCAAACAGCUCUCGAGUCUCCGCGAAAAGGGACUCACUAAGCUUGACCGAUUCCCGCUUCGAGUGGAGUUUCUCCAGGCUCAGUUUGGUGCUGAGAAGCUCGGGCUGGAUGAUGCUAAGUAUGACGAGAUGCUGCAGGAGGUUGACACAAUUAUUCACAACGCCUGGAAAGUAAACUUCAACCAUCGAGUAGAAGCGUUUGAGAAUCCGCACAUCGAGGGCGUCCGCCGUCUAGUGGAGUUCAGCGUUGCCAGCGAGAAGACAGCGCAUAUCCACUUUAUCUCGUCCAUCUCCACCAUUGAAGGGUACAAUAAGGGUCCUACUAUCCCGGAAGUAAUCUUCGACGAUCCUAGUUCUGUGCUUCGUCAGGGUUAUGGCGAGUCGAAGCACGUUUCUGAGAGGAUCUGUGCUGUAGCAUCAGCGAAAUGCGGUGUUCCGACAAGCAUCCACCGUGUAGGCCAGAUAGGAGGCCCAACUACCGAGCUGGGCAUGUGGAAUAAGCAGGAAUGGCUGCCCUCGCUCAUCGCGACUUCAAAGACGAUCAAGCAGAUUCCAGACUCACUGGGUUCAGUCUCGGUGCAAUGGGUUCCAGUGGAUGUCUGCGCCAAAGUGAUCAUCGACAUCGUUCGCACCCGGCGCUCCACGCAGGAGGAUGAGCCAUGCGCGGCAUUCCACAUCGUCAACCCCAGGGUAACAGAUUGGCAGUCGCUCGUUCCGGCCGUGAGAAAACAUUUUGAUGUCGAGCCUGUUGACAUUCAAACAUGGAUCUCAACGUUGGAAAGUUUCACCAACGCCACUGAGCACGAUUUUCGUGACAAGCCCGCUCUGAAGAUCUUGGACUUUUUUAAGGCGAUCGCAUACUCGAAUGAGGCGGGCCCGUCGACAGAGACCAUCAAGACCCAGGCUGCAAGUAAGACGUUGCGACGACUCCAAGCGAUUGAUGCGCCCUUGAUGGAGAGGUGGAUCAAUCAGUGGAAGUUUUGA
Aspergillus pseudoviridinutans is the source of this 3042-nucleotide messenger RNA. Its product is annotated as putative NRPS-like protein biosynthetic cluster. Lineage: Eukaryota; Fungi; Ascomycota; Eurotiomycetes; Eurotiales; Aspergillaceae. Bases 1 to 3042 code for a protein of 1013 amino acids. The record is from RefSeq and is a predicted model, not a curated record. The transcript has 4 exons.